AUGGAAGGACCAGCCUUAUACUGGAUGACUUGGCUGCGUUCUCGGAAACCGUCCCUCACAUGGAAAGAAUUUUCGGAAGCCUUGGUCUCCCGUUUCGAUACCCGUUUCCAAGGCGAUGCAUUUGAAAGACUGGCUGAUAUCAAGCAAACCAAGGGAGUGGAUGAAUAUGUUAACUUAUUUGUUCAAUUAGCAAGUCAAGUGCCGGGCUUAACGGAUGCCCAUUAUCUCGGAUAUUUCAUGAAAGGUCUCAAGGACCCAAUUCGAGGAUUUCUGCAAUUAUUCAGACCAUCCGAAUUAGAAUCGGCAAUGGAAUUGGCCCGCGAUGUGGAAGAUAAUCUGACCAUCCAAGGAGGUGGCCGAACCAAUUCGGGCUAUAGUAAUUCGUUGUCGAGAGGAGGCGGUUGGAAUCGGAAUGGAACGACCUCUUGGUCCGGAUCGGUAGGAGGGCCGAGUAAAAGUUUCGUAAGCAGCGGUUCUCGGCCCGGUGAAAAAUCUGUCAUGUCGAGAGCAAGCGAAGUAGGACAGCCCCCACAGCGGCCUCGUUUUACAAGGCUCUCUUCGCAAGAGUUGGCUGAAUUAAAGGCAAAGGGUUUAUGUUUCCGAUGCCGGAAGCCGUAUUCUCCGGGACACGAGUGCCCCCUUAAACAGUUACGAGUUAUGAUAGCCGAGGAAGGAGAAAAGGUGGAACUACAGCAACAUGAUUAUUAUCAGCCAACGGGACUUGAGGAUACGGGAGAAGAGCUCGAAGAAACCGGCGAAGGGGACGUUGAGUUGCCACUGUAUUCGAUGGCAGGUAUCGAUACAGCCCGGACUAUGCGGCUGCACGCAAAACUAGGCGAGCAUUCUAUCAUCGUUCUCAUCGAUAGUGGAGCAAGCCACAAUUUCAUCUCAAGGACUCUCGUAAGCCGAUUGCAACUACAGCCCGAUAAAAGGGAGCGGUUCGGCGUCCUUUUGGGAAACGGGGUGCGCCAAGAAACGGAGGGUGAAUGCCGGAAAAUUGAGGUAACUUUGGCUGAAUGUCCAUUUGUAUUGGAUUUCUACGUGUUUCCAUUGGGUGGUGUAGAUAUGAUCUUGGGAAUGACAUGGCUUUCGACCUUGGGAGAGGUUAAGCACCACUACGACAAGAUGCUGAUGAAAUUCGAAAGAGAGGGACGUUGUAUUGAGCUGCGGGGCGACCCUCAGUUAUGUCGGGGACCCAUCGGUCUGAAAUCACUAAUCAACUCCCGGGAUGCACAAGUUUGGGCAAUAAUACCCGAAGUAGAAGAAGACGUUGAUCUGCACGAGCAAGAAGGAAUACAAGAGGUGUUGCAACAAUUCCAAGAAGUAUUUGGAGAGCCGAAAUCCUUACCACCGGAGCGAGAAACGGACCAUCGCAUCGUUUUAGAGGAAGGCACUCGUCUGGUCUCCGUGCGGCCAUAUCGAUAUGGGCAUCACCAGAAGGACGAGAUUGAGAGGCUAGUCAAGGAUAUGUUGUUGGCCGGUAUUAUACGGCCGAGCUCUAGUGCCUUCUCAAGUCCAGUUUUACUGGUGAAAAAGAAAGACGGGAGUUGGCGAUUUUGUGUUGAUUAUCGAGAAUUGAAUAAGGUGACGAUACCGGAUAAAUACCCAUUCCGGUGA
Messenger RNA from Salvia miltiorrhiza (redroot sage), 1617 nucleotides. RefSeq lists its product as uncharacterized. The transcript has a single exon. The coding region runs from base 1 to 1617 and encodes 538 amino acids. NCBI's taxonomy places the organism in Eukaryota, Viridiplantae, Streptophyta, Magnoliopsida, Lamiales, Lamiaceae. The record is from RefSeq and is a predicted model, not a curated record.